UAUUGAACGUGCGUCACUAUAAUGCCAGCAAAGUGUGAAAAUGGCAGAAAUCUCAGAAAUUCUAGACCUCUUAUGGAAUCCUCCCCGAAAACGUGACCGCCAUCCUGAAAUGCCAAGCCCGAACCGUUUCAAGCCCGAGGAUUUCGGUUACUACAAAAAAUGGGGUUUUGCGAUUUAUCGCACAUAUCAUGGCGCUGAAUCGGAUCAACACUGGAACGUUCUUCUCCAAGCAUUGAGGCAACAAACGCCACUGUCCAUCGGGUUUUACGAGAGUGACGAGGCUGAAGAGCUCUGGAAGAGGCACAGGAAUUGGCGCCACGGGUAUUACAAAAAGAGGGAACACUACUUAGCCUCACUGGACAUAUUCAAGAGCUUGUUUCGUCUAUUUCCACAUGAAGAUCCUUCUCAUCUUGAGGGUCUCGAUAUCAAUGGCAUACGAGAGGUUUGCCGGAAGCAACAUCAUGAGGCAAAUCAGAAGAUGGCAGGGGCUAAGUUCUGUUUCGCACUGGUUGCUGACGAGGCGGUACUGGAUGGCAUCGCACGAAACGAAUUCGUGGUUAAGGCAGUCGGCUACGACUGGGAUCGUAUCGACCACGGUGGCUGGGGUUGGGUGCGACUGGAAACAGGCCGUUUGCUUGAACUUUGGGAAGCACUUCUGCUUGCUGAUGUGCAAUCUACCAACAAGUAUUACUGGAUGAAGUGUGAUGGCCCAGAGAGUGAUUUAGAGACCGACAUCUGGACUGGAGACUGGUCCCUACCCGACUUAGACAUUUACUCUAAAGUUCAGACAGCAAGUGAGAUAUCUCAGUUGAAGUUUGACUAUUAA
Messenger RNA from Fusarium oxysporum Fo47, 826 nucleotides. RefSeq lists its product as uncharacterized. NCBI's taxonomy places the organism in Eukaryota, Fungi, Ascomycota, Sordariomycetes, Hypocreales, Nectriaceae. The coding region runs from base 41 to 826 and encodes 261 amino acids. The record is from RefSeq and is a predicted model, not a curated record. The transcript has a single exon.